Myotis davidii is the source of this 876-nucleotide messenger RNA. RefSeq names its product chromosome unknown open reading frame, human C10orf67. Lineage: Eukaryota; Metazoa; Chordata; Mammalia; Chiroptera; Vespertilionidae. Bases 1 to 876 code for a protein of 291 amino acids. The record is from RefSeq and is a predicted model, not a curated record. The transcript has 9 exons.
AUGGAUGACAGUGAAGAUGAUGAACUGUGUUUGGACUUGUUGCAUUUGAGAUGCUUUUGUAGCACCCAGGGCACUAGUGGACAAUUCUUUGAGGUAGAAGAAGAGAGAAGUUCUAUGCAUGACAUAACUACUGACAAACUAAGUAUUUUGUUACUAAAGCUGAAGGACCAGGAAGAAGUGAUUAAGAAGUUAAAAGAAGAAAUAGAACAUUAUGAAGAAGCUUUGGCGACAGAGGCCAGCCCUGAAACAGCUUUGGUGAAGGAACAUUUGGAGUACAAAGUGGAAAAUGAGAGACUGCUUCAAGUCGUUGCAGAACUCGAAGAAGUAGCCCAACUCAAUCUAAAAGAAAAUGCAUUUUUAGAAGAUGAAAUUAUGACUCUGAAAGAGACGGCAGCGAAGGAUCAGAAAACCAUUCAAAGGUUAACUGAAGGUAGAGAUAAAUUAAAGGCUGAACUUAAUGCUGAAAAAGUAUUAGUUCAAGAAAUGGUUAGUAAACAUAAAGAAGAAAUGGAAAUGAGAAAAAAGUGGGACGUCGUAAGUGACAAGGGCUCAAAGUCAUUGAAGGGGAAAGAGCUCACGUUUUCGCCAUGGUCCUCACAACACAGGAUGAAGCCAUCCUCUUUUCCCAGCACUUCAGGGUCUAAGACAAAACGAGGGAAGACUUCAAGGAAGUCUUUAAAGCAAAAGCACUCUGAGGUUGCAUCUGAUAAAUCUGUUGAGACACAUGAAGAUGAAGAGGUGAAAAUUCAACCUGAGUAUCAUCUAAAAUACUCAGUGGACCAGGUUGAAGAGAAACAUACUUUGGAGAAGGAAAUAGAAACGUUAAAGAAAAGUUUAGAGAAUGAAAAAAUGUUGACGGAAAGGUACUGGAAAUAA